AUGGAUUCGCCCGGUCCUCAGUUCUCAUAUCCCCCAGCCUCUGCCUAUAGUCCCAGCACCAGCGGAUUUGAUUACAUGCCCCAGUCCACCCGAGACAACUUUCGCCGCUCCACACUCAGCAGCCCUGGUCUCUCCCCUUCCCAGACAUCUCUCCAGAACACAUGGACACGCAUCCGCAAGUUUAUGGCACGUGAAUAUCCCGAGCUCGGUGACUCCCUCAACUACGGCCUCGCUCCUGCCAUUAUCGACCAAGUCGAGGCUGAAUUGGGCAUGACAUUACCCCCUGCGGUCCAAGCAUUGGACGAAUGGCGCUUCUGGCGCGAGGUCGACGAGGACCCGACCACCGGCGCAAACCCCCAGCUCUUACAAGUCAUGGCGUCUAUUCCGACAGGCUGGAUACGUAAAGCUUAUUCCUGCCGCGGCUGGCUGCCUCUUGUCACCGACAAGGCUGGCAACUACCUCGGUGUCGACCUCGCCCCCGCUGAACAAGGCACAUACGGCCAGGUCAUUGUAUUCGGCCGUGACUUCGAUACCAAGGUUGUCAUGUUCCGCGGUGAGGGUGAGGACGGAUGGGCUACUUGGCUCCAGAACUUUAUCGAAGAACUCGAGGCCGGCGAAGGGUUCGAAGUGGGUGCGACAGACUCGGCCAGCGAAGGGAGCGACGACGUAGGAUACGAAUCUUACUUUUACGACGGGAGCGGGCGGAGUAAAGGCGUUGGAGGCACGCGUGAUGGCGCAGCGGGCAUGAAGCUCACAGGCGAGUACAAAGGGUGGAACGUUCUCGAGGCAUUUGCAGACAAGAGUUACCGUCGUUGGCGCGAACGCAAUAUGGCACCUGACCUCGACGUAUUACAAAAUCCGGUAAUUACUUCCCAUAAUGUAUCGCUUGUCGGCCCGGGAGUCGGAACUGGCUCAGGUGUCGAAGUUCCCAUCCCGAUCAUGGGUGGACCCAGCGUUCCGAAUACGCCUACAAAGUCCAGGCUGGCUCCCAUGCCUCCUAUCGCGCGAAACCCGGACCCACCAAGUAUGGGCAAACUCGACCAACCCAUCCCACCCACCAUUCAAGUCACUCGCGCCUCGAUGGCCAGCCUCUUCUACUCCCCACGCAAUCCGAUAUCAUCCCGGACACAUCAGAGCGCGACGACCUUGAGUCAGGUACGAAUGCGCGUGAAGUCGUGCCGCUCCGGGAAAUGUCACGUGAAGACUCUCUUGAUUCGGUCACCUCUGCAAAGACAGCCAUUGGUGUCUAUACCUAAUGGAUCCAGUAGCAGCAGCCAAAUGGCAACUCCUACCGCUAAAACCCCGGCAGGCGGAGUGUUCAGCGCAGAGCCCAAGCCCACUGCCAACUUGAUGGACGCUCAACCUGAGAUUGCGCCUGUACCGGCGUUGGUGCCCGUCCCACCACCUUCGGAGGAUGAAGUUGCGGAGCUGACUGAAGGGGAUGCACCAGAGACGACCAUUCGAUUGGUUGGUGCAAAGACCGAGUCAGCACCAAAAACACCGGUCUAG
Messenger RNA from Rhizoctonia solani, 1509 nucleotides. Its product is annotated as SMI1/KNR4 family containing protein. The transcript is spliced from 4 exons. Lineage: Eukaryota; Fungi; Basidiomycota; Agaricomycetes; Cantharellales; Ceratobasidiaceae. Gene Ontology annotation, biological process: regulation of fungal-type cell wall biogenesis. Gene Ontology annotation, cellular component: mating projection tip. The coding region runs from base 1 to 1509 and encodes 502 amino acids. The record is from RefSeq and is a predicted model, not a curated record.